Messenger RNA from Anolis carolinensis (green anole), 3713 nucleotides. RefSeq names its product uricase. Gene Ontology annotation, biological process: urate catabolic process; purine nucleobase catabolic process. Lineage: Eukaryota; Metazoa; Chordata; Lepidosauria; Squamata; Anolidae. Gene Ontology annotation, molecular function: urate oxidase activity. The record is from RefSeq and is a predicted model, not a curated record. Gene Ontology annotation, cellular component: peroxisome. Bases 221 to 1249 code for a protein of 342 amino acids. The transcript is spliced from 9 exons.
AAAGUUGGCUGUUUGGAAGGCUAACUGUGAAAUGUGUUGUCGAAGGCUUUCAUGGCUCGGAUCACUGGGUUGCUGUGAGUUUUCCGGGCUCUGUGGCCAUGAUUUAGAAGCAUUUUUUCCUGACGUUUCUCCUGCAUCUAUGGCAGGCAUCCUCAGAGGGGACGCCCAGAUGUUUUGAUGUUUUUACCAUCCUUGUGGGAGGCUUCUCUCGUGUCCCCGCAUGGAGCUGGAGCUGAUAGAGGGAGCUCAUCCACACUCUCCCCAGGUGGGAUUCGAACCUGGCAGCUUUCAGUGCCUGGAUGUGGAAUACGUGAAUUCUGAAUAUGGAAAAAAUGGAGUGCGACUCCUGUAUAUUAGAAGAGAAGGCAAGAUGCAUUGCAUCAAAGAACUGGAAAUCUCUGUACAUAUAAAACUGGACACUAUGAAUGAAUACCUGCAUUCUGAUAACACCAAAGUUAUCCCCACUGACACCAUAAAGAAUUCAAUUGAAGCUCUAGCCAAAAUUCGUGGGAUCAACACGAUAGAACAGUUUGGCCUUGACAUCUGUGAUCACUUCCUCACCUCAUUUUGCCACGUUGUGUAUUGCAAUGCCUUCAUCCAAGAGGUGCCAUGGCAGCGCCUAGAAAAGGAUGGUACCCCACAUGUACAUGCUUUUCUGUAUAGCUCUGAAGGGGUUCGAUUUUGCGAAGUAGAACAGUCUGUGGAUGGUGCACCAAUUGUUUUCUCUGGCAUCAAAGAUCUGAAAAUUAUGAAAACAACCCAAUCUGGAUUUCAAAACUUCUACAAGGAUAAGUACACCACACUUCCAGAAAGAAGAGAUAGAAUUCUCUCAGUGGAAAUGUUGAUAAAGUGGUGCUAUGGUGUAUGCCCAGAAGGCCUUGACUAUGACUGUAUAUGGAGAACUGCACAUGAAAGUGCCCUUGAUGCCUUUGCUGGACCACCUGAAACAGGUCAUUACUCACCUUCUUACCAGAAGACUGUCAACUGUGUUCAGGAAUACAUCCUGGAAAAAAUCCCACAGGUGGAAGAAGUGGAAGUGAUCUGUUCCAACAUCCAUUAUUCACUGACACCUCUAGAAAAACUGGGGUUGUGCAAUGACAAGGAGAUCUUUACACCUCAGGAUACACCCUUUGGGGCUUGUGCAUCAACGCUGCGUAGGAAGAAGGGCCCAGAAGAAGAGUGUGACACUGUCGUAGAGAGCAAAACCCACUGCUCUGCUGGAUGGAAGCCUGCCCUGAAGUCAAAUUAAGCAGUCAACGACAUUAUUACAAUUAUCUCAUAUCAGCAUGUAUUAUUUACUCCACGCUUUGUCCCCAUAAUGCUCAACGUGUGGAUAUGAGUGAUGUUUUCAAAAGUAGCCUAAAAGAAACCCUAUGCUAACAUCAUAGUUCAUUUUCUUUUGUUUCUUUUCAAAAUACAAGUAAGAACUGUUCAACGCAGCUCACUAGUACACAUUUGAAGCUGGAUAUAUGUAGAAUCAAAUCAUUGAAAGUAGUGGGAUUUAAGUUGGUUAAAUGUGACUUCUUUCAGUUCUAUUGAUUCCAGUGAUCUUUUUACAUCAAGGCUAUAUCUGGAUCCACCUAAAUAGUUUAGCAGGCUUCAAAUAUGAAUAUGUUGCUACAUGGGGGGUUUUCACAUCUGAAGCCUUCUGGGUUUUUUCCCCCUUGUAAGUGAAUCCUACUAAAAUAUUAAGAAGUUCUAUGAAAACUUUCAAGCCUGAUUUAUUUCUGGUUUUCCAAUAAAGAGUGCAUCCAGACAGAAUGAAAAGUUCCAGAUUUUGUUCCUGUUCUUUCCAAUUUUAGUGACUCUUUCUGACCAAAUUACCAAGAAAAAUCCACAACAGAGUUGCCAUAAGUCAGAAAUGACUUGAAGACACAAAACAACAACAAAAUAAACUGAGCUGGGGAGCUGGAAUAAAAAAAAUCUGAUUUUAUCAUGAGUUGGCAAAAAAUAUUCUGGGAUAAACAAAAUUUGUAUGGUUCUCAAAAUAAAAUUGGAAGAAUGGGAAUAAAAUGUGGGAUUUUCUGCUCAUUCUAAUCAAACUGGAUGCGCCCAAAAUACAUUACAGUGAGCUCCAUUAGCUGAAUUCCCCCCACUACCUUUCUAUUCUGCCUAUAUAUUCAAUCACCCUACAACUGUCAAGUGAGACAAAGGAAGCAAUUCUGUAAAUAUGGCGAAAAUGGGUUGUAACAACAACAACCAUGUCCGUGUUGACUAAUAGACAUUUAUGUAAUGUGAUUACGCUACUCCUGAAUUUUGCACCUCUGAUAUACCGAUCCCUAGGGCAUGUGUGGGUAGACAAACAACUUUAUCUGCUUAUAUAAUCAUCAUGCUGUAGUUACCUUCAUAGAUUUAAGUAGAUUGUCUUUAAUAAGCCUCAGACUUUAAAAAGUGUUCCUUUACUUUAAAAUGUCUGAUGCUGAGCAAGUAGACUAAAAAAGGAGUGUGUAUCAGCAUGGGCAAUGUCAAACAUUUAAAACAGAGAUAAUAACUAAAAAUUGCCUUUAUGGUACAAAGUAAAAAUAUACCUCAGUCACAAAAGUUAAUUUUUGGGGAUCAUAACUUCCACCAUCUUAGCUGGGUGUUACUUUCCAAUAAUAACCUUUUAAGCUCUGGUUUCAGUUUGGAUGGGCAUAAUCCAAUGUACGUUUGUCCUUAUCAUUUACUAAUAUAACGUUUCAAAGGGUAACCUCCAAAGGCAAUCAUUUCCGGUUGUGGGAUCUUAAAUCAUUUGCCAAACAAAUGCAAUUAUAGGAUUCAAUAAUAACCUAGUUUUCAAUCCCAAUUCCUGAUCAAGUUUCAGUGGUUUAUCCAUAAACAGAAAAUCUGUUGAUACCACUUUGAUUAUGUGUGUGUGAAUGAAUAAGUACGUAUGUAUAUAUGUAUGCAUGUACACACUCACACAUAUGGCAACUAACCUCUAGUCUGAGGAUGCUAAGAGAGAUUUGCUAUGUGGCUGCUAGAUAGUGUACUAUUUUACCCAUCUUUGAGUGUCCCUGUCUUGGCCUUGUUCUUUCCAAGGACUGUUUAUAUGACUAAUCCAGCUUGUUCAAUCUGCUUGCCAAAAGAAUUUCUAGUAGCUUCUCAAUACACAUUUUAAUCUCAGUAACAUAACUGGUUGGGAAAAGGAUUCAGUUUCCUCCAGACAGCAAUAAUUCCAUUUAAGCUUUUUAUUUCAAGUAAGCUAUUGUUUGGGGUCCAGUUCACUGAACCACAUACACAAGCACAAAAUAAAUCAUACCAUCCUCUCCAACAAUUUACUUUUCGUUCUUGUGAUUUAUACCAUCAAAAGCUAGACCAAGUGGUAUUGAUUUUGGAGGUACUAUCAGAAGUUGAGCAAGAGCUACACACUUACAAUUAAAGUGCUAUGAUUCCAUUUCAACUAACCUGGCAACAUCCUACAGAAUCCUGAGAUUUGCAAUUUUAGGAGGGAUGUUUAGCAUUCUCAGUCAGAGAGCUCUAUGUCUUGCCAAAUUGCAAAUCCUAAGGAUACUACAGUAAGCAACCAUGGCAUUUGCAGUGAAAUCAUAGUGCCAUAAUUAUGCAAUGUGAAAGGACCCAAAUAAUCUCACCUGUUUAUUUCAUCCUGUAUUCCAACCAGAAAGGUACUUGUUACAUUAGAAGGAUUGUAGAUUUCCUGUUUCUUUAGUAUGACUUGUGUGGUGAGGUUUCUAUGUAUCUUUUGGGGUGAAUAAAGAGCAAAGACAAAACAA